AUGGAGGGAGGAAUAGAGUUACGCAUUGCUGCAGCAAUAUUAAAUUUCUUAGAGCAACAAGAAUUCACCAAGGCAGCAAAAGCAAUAAGAAAAGAAGCAGCAAAAAGGGAAUGGGAUAUUGACACAGCAGCAGCAGCAGCAGAUUCUUUUGAUUUGCUGCAGCUAUGUACAGCAGCAGCAGCAGCAGAAGGUAAGACAAACCUUAAUUAA
Messenger RNA from Eimeria maxima, 210 nucleotides. Its product is annotated as nucleolar phosphoprotein p130, putative. The transcript is spliced from 2 exons. Lineage: Eukaryota; Apicomplexa; Conoidasida; Eucoccidiorida; Eimeriidae. The coding region runs from base 1 to 210 and encodes 69 amino acids. The record is from RefSeq and is a predicted model, not a curated record.